This is a messenger RNA of Sipha flava (yellow sugarcane aphid), 1033 nucleotides long. RefSeq names its product sepiapterin reductase-like. Bases 89 to 868 code for a protein of 259 amino acids. Gene Ontology annotation, biological process: tetrahydrobiopterin biosynthetic process. The transcript has 4 exons. Lineage: Eukaryota; Metazoa; Arthropoda; Insecta; Hemiptera; Aphididae. The record is from RefSeq and is a predicted model, not a curated record. Gene Ontology annotation, molecular function: sepiapterin reductase (NADP+) activity.
CAACCUUUGGGACUUUCUUCGUGGAUUAAUCCAGAACAACCAAUAUCUGCAACCGAAACUGAAAGAUUAAUUAAACCCGAAACACAAGAUGAAUGAAUUUUGGAGCCGCCGUACUUGUGUCAUUUUGACAGGAGCAAGCAAAGGAAUAGGGCAGAGUUUAGCUGUAGAAAUCAGCAAACUUUUGAUACCAGAAUCAACUAUUGUCCUGUUGGCCAGAGAUACAAAUGGUCUUGAAAAAACUAAAGAAAUGGUGAAUAAAGAAAACAAGGACAUUUUAAUAGAAUAUUAUAGUGUUGAUUUGUACAAUUCUAAUGCAACUAUGUUUGAAAAAAUGUUGGAACCUAUUGAUUCUACUAAAUAUGAAUUAUUUGUGUUAAUACAUAAUGCAGGAUCAGUUGGUAAUUUGGAUCAUCUUACAGCUGAUAUGAAUGAUCCUGAUGAAUGGAAUAAGUAUAUGUUUUUGAAUUUAUACUCUGUUACCUGUUUAACAAGUGUCUUUUUAUCAAAAUUCGAUUGUGAUAAAACAGAAAGAUGUAUUGUCAAUAUUACUUCAUUAAUGGCAAUUGAACCAUUUAAAUCAGUUGGAUACUAUUGUGUUGGAAAAGCAAGUCGAGAAAUGUACUUUCGUGUUCUAGCUUUAGAAAAUCCUUCGUUAAAUAUUCUUAGCUAUUCACCAGGGCCAGUAUUAACAGAUAUGUAUAUAAAUAUUAGUUCCAACUCAAAAGAUGAUAUAGUGCGCGAACAGUUUUCAAGUGGAAAGCAACAAAAAAAUCUAGUGAAAGUUGAAGAUACUUGUCGAAAACUUGUGAACACAUUAGCGAUGAGAAAUUAUAAAAGUGGUGGAAGAGUUGAUUAUUUUGAUGUAUAAAUUUAUUAUGUAGUUAUUAUUAUUCAAUCAUUUUUAAAAUCAUUUUAUAUAUUUAUUAUUUCUACAUUAUUCUCUACUCUUUUGUAAUGAUUACAUUGAACUAAAAAUAACUUAAACGUUUAAAUUUUUAUAUUUAAGUUUCAUAAUAUUAAUAUAAUAAAAAUG